AUGGCUACAAAGGAGACAACCCACCUCUAUGAAGGCAAGACUGUGAUUAAGAAGUUCGUGGUGAUUCUAAUGAAAGUGAGAAGCAAAAAUAACCAAGAGAAAGGCAACUGGAAGGUGAGUAAAGAUGAAGGCAAUGACAAGUUGCAGACUGAGAAAGCGGCUGUUAAGAGUUCACAACCUUCUUCUGGAGCUGUCCAAUUGGUGUUACUCGUGGCAUCAAUUCAAGGAGAUGAUGGCCGCGUUUCCCCUGGCGGUGCUCCUCAUUUUUUUGGGGUUUCUUGUGGUUCUCAGCGUCAUCAUUAUAGCUCUGGUUCUCAGAAAGGAGAUUCUGCAUCGGGGUCCAAUGAAGAAGAGGCCUGGAAUAUUGAAGACGUGGAGCAGUCGCCAUGUCCGGCACCAGCAUCAUUUGAAAGUGGAGCAUUUCAAGGACAAUCAUCAUGGCAUUCAAACGAAAGGGAAGCAUCAUCGGGAAGAAGCGGGAGGGUCUACCAAAUUGAUGUGUUCCUCAGUUUCAUUGUGGAAGACACGGGGAACACUUUCGCCGGCCAUCUCUGCGCAGCACUGGAAGUAGGAGGGAUUCGCACCUUCAUGGACGAAAGGCUUCAAAAGGGAGAUCAGAUCGAGGACAUGCUUGGAUACAUUGUGAAAUCGAAGAUUUUUGUGCCCAUCUUCUCAAGACGCUAUGCUCAAUUGUGGUGGUGCCAGAAGGAGGUUGCCAAGGCGGUGGAGACGAAAAGGUUGAUCCUUCCAGUGUACUUCGACGUCGAGCCUGCCGACGUUAGGAAUCAAAGGGGACAAUACGAAGAUGCAUUUCAGCGUCACGUGAACGAUAAGAGGUUGAGCGAGGAGACUGUAAGUGAAUGGAGGGACGCAUUGCGGCGAGCAUCAGACUUUUUAGGUUAUUCUCUUGCAACAGAGACCCAGGGGCAUGAGGCGGAGCUCAUUGAAAUGAUUGCGAGAAGGAUUUUUGGAGUGCUACGCGAGAAUGACUUGGAUGUUGGCAAAUACCAGUUUAUUGGAAUCAACAACCGUAUCAAAGAAUUGAUGGAGUUAAUAGAUGUGGAGGAAGAGAACGGUGCGAGAAUGGUAGGCAUCCACGGCAGUGGAGGCAUCGGGAAGACGACGCUUGCCAAAGCCAUUUUCAACAAGAUUUCACCAAACUUCGAAUUUUGCAGCUUCAUCUCAAAUAUAAGGGAGGUUUGUGCUCAACGUAAUGGACUCAUCUCCUUGCAAAACCAACUCAUUCGGCAACUUUCACGAUCGCGUGAGCCUCAGAUACUUGACCCGAGUGCUGGGUGCAAGAGGAUCAAGGAACUCAUGGACGGAAAGGUUAUCCUUCUUGCUCUUGAUGAUGAAAAGCAACUCGACGCAUUCGCCUGCAGACAAGAAUGGCUCAGCCCAAAAAGCAAAAUCAUUGUCACCUCCAGAUACCAGCAAGUCCUGAGCAAAGCCAGUGUGGAAAGGCAAUGUGUUUACCCGGUUAAACGUUUGAGCGAGACACAGUCUCUUGAACUGUUCUGUUGCCAUGCUUUUGGCAAGGAUGAGCCAACAGCAAAGCUGAAGGAAUUAUCUAAAGGAGUUGUGCAAACCACCAACGGCAUACCGUUGAUCCUUGAAGUAUUCGGUUCACUAUUUUCUGGCGUACAUUGCGCAAAAGGAUGGAGAAAGCUGUUGAGAGAAUUACAGGAAAAUCAACACAAAAUGAUCCAUGAAAGACUAAGAAUAAGCUAUAAUGGGUUAGAAAAGAAAGAACAGCAAAUAUUUCUAGAUAUCGCUCGUUUGAUUUAUAAAAUAGAUAAAGCAGCACCAUUUUAUACGUGGGACGAUGGCCAUCUUUUCCCUCAUUUGUCUAUUCAAACCCUGCAGCGCAGAUCCUUAAUCAAGAUUACCAGUGAUGGACAGUUUGAAAUGCAUGAUGAAAUACGGGAGAUGGGCAGAGCGAUUGUCGAAAGAGAUGACUGCUUAUAUCCAUACAGACGUAGCAGACUAUGGAAUGGGGACUCCAUGCUGGAAGCAGGAGCAGCAUCUUUCUCAGGAAGAAGUAGGGGAAUCUUUCAGUUUGAUGUGUUCCUCAGUUUCCGAGGAAGAGACACACGCAAAACUUUCACCGGCCAUCUCUAUGCAGCUCUAACCCGGAGAAGAAUCCACACCUUUAUAGAUUACAAAUGUCUGAAAAAGGGGGAGAGCAUCCAUAAAUUGCUUGAAUACAUUGACAAGUCGAAGAUUUUUGUGCCCAUCAUCUCGGAGGCUACGCUGAAUCACAGUGGUGCCUCAUGGAGGUCACGCAGAGGGUGA
Molecule: messenger RNA, 2295 nt
Organism: Nymphaea colorata (pocket water lily)
Lineage: Eukaryota; Viridiplantae; Streptophyta; Magnoliopsida; Nymphaeales; Nymphaeaceae
Product: disease resistance protein L6-like
Exons: 5
Coding region: 1-2295 (764 amino acids)
Biological process (GO): defense response; signal transduction
Molecular function (GO): ADP binding
Source: RefSeq, a predicted model, not a curated record